Messenger RNA from Peronospora matthiolae, 936 nucleotides. The record is from the annotation of a GenBank genome assembly. NCBI's taxonomy places the organism in Eukaryota, Oomycota, Peronosporomycetes, Peronosporales, Peronosporaceae.
AUGACCAAGACGGUGAUGAUGAUGAUGGCCCAACUAACGACGGCGACGGAGCAGAUCGACUUGACGGCGGAAGACAGUCGCUGUAUCUUAUUACUCGACUUUCGGAAGGCCUACGAUACUGUGGACCGAGAUUUCUUAUACGAGUCCAUGCGUCUAUUUGGUUUUACAGAAAGCUUUAUUGACCUCAUCUGUCGGAUCCACACGGGCACGACUGCAACUUUUGUCGUUAAUGGAGGUCAAUCCUCCGCGCUCCCGGUGCGUUCCGGAAUCCGGCAAGGCUGCCCGCUUGCGCCUCUCCUCUUUUUACUCGUAGUAGAGGUAUUAGGGCUCGCCCUCAAGCAAGACCCGUCACUCAAAGGAUUGCCAGUGCCUGGGACUGUCGACCGGACUCAUCUCUUUUCGGCGUUCGUCGAUGACUCAACGCUCUUUUUGGACACGGCAAAACAAAUCCUCCAUGCUCUCGGAAUUAUUCAAGCGUUUGGGAAUCUGUCAGGCCUUCAUGUGCAACCGGCAAAGAGCAAGCUUCUUUUUUUGAACCGGGCCAUCUCCAGAGCGAGCUUUGCCGGUAUAGACAUCGUGCCCUCCGGCGCCACUACCAGGUACCUUGGGUACGAGAUCGGGACCGGGCCUCUGGACAACAAAAAUUGGGCUCAUCGGAUCCGGACAAUUCAGCGCCGCCUCCUCACUGUGACGCGGGUGGCGACAAGCGUUGAGAACAGGGUACUCAUCCUGAACUCCAUUGUUCUCCCCUCCUUGCUAUUUACGGCGUCCGUCUUCUACGUCCCUCGAUGGGCGGAAAAAGAGGUGCAUAAUUCAUACAAGAACUUUCUAUGGGAGCACGCGACUGUGACCGACAAUAGCCGCCACAAGGUCAACCCAGGCCUGCUAGUGACGCCCAAACAGGCUGGGGGAUUAACCUUAUCGAUGUCUCGGUAG